This is a messenger RNA of Coccidioides posadasii C735 delta SOWgp, 2006 nucleotides long. RefSeq lists its product as uncharacterized. NCBI's taxonomy places the organism in Eukaryota, Fungi, Ascomycota, Eurotiomycetes, Onygenales, Onygenaceae. Gene Ontology annotation, molecular function: DNA binding. The record is from RefSeq and is a predicted model, not a curated record.
UUACUAAUAGUCGUCCCUCGAUCUCGCCACACACUCUCGCUUCUCUUCCGCAUAUAUACAUCUCGUCAACGUCAUCAGCUGGCUCGAAGCUCAAGUUAAAGCUGACAGGGUUCGCGAAAACUCACCGGCAAGCAACAAACCUUCAUUGUUGAUCCCAGAGCGGCACUGGAAUAACAACGCGAUAGUGUGCGACGCAGAAACCUUGCCCUUGCAGUGCAGCUCCCAACUUUGUCUUACCCUUUUUACACUUUACUUUUCCUCUUCUCCUAACUCUCUACGGAUUAAGCUACAGUCAUCUACCCUGGCCGCGCUGCGGUCUUUAUCUGCUACUUUCGACUAUGGGUAACGGCACUACAGCUGUGUUGGAGCCCACUUUCACAGGUUAUGUGGCUUCCACGCACGAUGCCUUGAUCCUCUUCGAAGCCUGCCUUACGGGCGUCCUUCACCAUGUCCCGCGACGACCGCAUGACCGUGAAAGGGCCCAGCUGGUCCGCAGUGGUAGUGUUUUCAUAUACGAAGAGAAUGCCUCGGGUAUCAAACGAUGGACAGAUGGAGUGACAUGGAGUCCCAGUCGCAUUCUCGGCAACUUUCUGGUUUAUCGAGAGCUGGACAAGCCCUUCCCGCCGGGUGAGAAGAAACGAGCAAUGAAGAAGGGCAGCCGGCGUCCACCGCAGCCCACACGUGCAGGCGAGCCCUACCCUCGUCCGCAACCAGAUAGCAACGGCCAGGCAUACUCCCCAACAACCACCUCUGCCGGAACUACAUAUGGCGAAAGAACUGCCCAGUCGGAAUUAGAGCGGGCGCUCGUGGGCUCUCUAGUUGAUUCCUACGGGUUUAAAGAUUCAGGGCUGGUGAAGAAAACCAUGAGUGUGACUGUCUCCGGGGUUACUCACCACUUGGUGUCCUACUACAGUGUCGAGGAUGUGAUGCGCGGAGUACUCCGCCCCCCUUCUGUCGUCGAAUCGCUCAAGUACAUUAGACCGCGUCCCGAGCUCACAACCAAACAAAGCUUCAGAGCUCCCAUCGAUGAUUUGGAACCGAAUAAUCUGGACACGGAGGAUCCUAAUCAGGCAUUGUACGGUUAUCGCAGACCUAUGGUGGGCCAAGGAUAUGCUAUGCCGAACCCCAAUUACUACCCCAUACCUGGACCUGGUUAUGUUCCCCAUCCCCAGCAACCUGGAGCAAUACCUGGAUAUGCGCCUCUCCCUGGUCAUCCUCAAUAUAUGCAAAACCCUCCUCCUCCUCCUCCCCCUCCUCCGUCGGAGCUUCCCCCCAAGACGGAAGACUACUCGAGCUUCCGUGGGCCCGCUGGAUAUGCCCCGGCUUACGAAGCCCCAAGCCAAGCCAUCCCACAUAUGCCACCCAACAUGAACCGGCCGCAGCAUGCACCUAAUCCUCCCCUAUACCGAACGCCUUCGCUGCCAGGCCGGAAUGUACAACCUGCAGAGAUGCCUCAACCAGUGGAUCCAAAUGCACAGCAACCCCCGGCCUCCUACCAGAGGAGUAGUUUUAGCGUUCAAGGGGGGAUAGAGGGAAGCUACGGAGGGCAAUAGGGAGCAGAGGAAUAUUUCAAAAAUUCGCCACAAAAUGUCAUUUUGCAACCACCUAUGCAGCACACAUCCCGAAACUUUUCCCCGGUAUCGACUAGUAGGCUUGAAAAGGUAAAAAUAUGGGCUUCAAGAUUCAGUUUGUAAUAAGAGUUGUUGCAAAGGCAAUUUUCGAGUUUCGAGUUCUGGGUGGCAGUUUCUUUUUUUUUUUUUUUUCUUCUUUUCCUUUGUUAAGCUUCAUGGCCCCUGCGUUAGUUCUCAGCCUUGUUUAGUGUCUUUUGUUUAUUUUUCUUUUGCAUAUCAAGUAUGGACAGUGAAUUCGAUGCUUAUUUUUUCUGCUUCCUGGGUUAGAGUCCGUGAAUUGGUGAAGUGAAGGGGGGGAGGAAAGAAGAAGAAAAAGGCUCCUCAAACGGCAUUGCUCAAGCAGUUUUAAGCAUUCCUUAAACCUGGUCACCCCGA